Amoebophrya sp. A25 is the source of this 2289-nucleotide messenger RNA. NCBI's taxonomy places the organism in Eukaryota, Dinophyceae, Syndiniales, Amoebophryaceae. The record is from the annotation of a GenBank genome assembly.
GGCAGAAGGGCGGAAGGACUGACAUAGCAACAGCUUACGGCCGGCUUGAAAGCAAGCACUUUGGCACCAACCACGCCAGGAUGGAUCAAAGGAAGCUGGGCACAUCAGCAAAAAAUAACAAAGCAGAGGCCUGUCGAUACUUCUACACGUUCGACGAAGGUAGAAUACCUAUUAAAGUGGAAACUCCAGAGGAAGAAGAAGGUCAUGAAACAGCAGUGCAACCGAGUCACCACUUCUCAAUCACAUCUGACGGAAGCCUGGAUAUAGAUGUCCUUUGCAAGCGAGGAGGAGUCGAACUGCUGCCAAUAAACGGAGGAGUGGAGAUUGAUUCUCUCACGUUCCCAGAUGGCAAGUACAGCUUAGUACAACUUGCAGGGAACGCCAAGGCUUUCAAUAAAAGCCUAUUGAUCAAGGUCAACGUCCCCACAAAGGUCUAUCUGGUUGAGACUCCUGGUAGCGUGUCAAACUCGGACCGAAAAGCCUCCCAGCUAUCCAGCUGGUUCGGUGAGCAUUCAAUUGAAGCGCGGCAGCCUGCCACUGGUGAUCCACUGAAGAUUCCAUCCAAGCUGCUACUCCCAGGCGGAGUGAUCAAUUCCGUGCCUUGGCCUGGUAGUGAGGCUCUUUUGAUACUAGCACUGCACAGCCAAGUAUCCCUACAGGAGAUUUCACAAGAACGAUCUCACUUUGCACAAGGCCAAUGCGCAGUCUGUGGAUGGUGCCCGCAAGUCUCCUGUCCCUGGCAGCAGCUCCCCGUAGCAGAGGCCCUGGCCACGCUCCGAGCGCACAUCGAUACGAAACAUCCACAGCAGCAGUUUCUUGUUACACCAUUAGCGGACAGGAUGGAAACGUUGGCAAGGGAGGAGCAGUCAAAGGAAUAUGCCAUACUCAAACAGGAUGCGAAAAAAGGCAAACUGGGGCCAUUCCGGAGGUUGGCCUCAGUAGGACCGAAAAGAAAAGGAUGGAGCCGUUAUGCAGAGAGGUACAGCUGUAAUGUCUGCGGUCUCUCGUUCCAGACAUCCGUAGGGGCCAUGAAGAAGCACACGAAGGCCCACAAAAGAGGAGAGCUGAUGAAGAUCGGCAAAGUUAGAGUGAUGCGAAAUGGAAAAGCUGCCACCCCUGGACUUGGCAGUGUCCGGAACCUAUGGCGACCUGAGGGCCAUUUGCUGUCUACAAGUGCAGGUGCUUCAUCCUUUGGCCCAGACGCAAGAUUAGCGAAGAUAUUGAUACCCAAGACGGCCUGGAAAGACCUCAACGUGAAGAAUGAGAUAGUAUGCCGCAAAUGCACUACUUGGGAACUAGAACUCGAUCCAGCAGUGAUGUCGCUUCGAAUGCUGUCCAAGAGAAUAGACAUGAUGCGAAGCCACGAGAAAAAACGCAAAGGUGCAAACAAAAGAAGCAAGUGCAUUCAAAAAAGGAGUGGAACAACAGAUGCAAAAUGAAGAAAAGAAAGUGGAAAUUGAACAUGGAAGAUAAUUUGUCGCACGCGACAUAAAAAACUGCACCACCUCGCGCUAGGCACAUUCAUUCAUUCAUUCAGAGUUAGAGCGACGUCCUGAUGGAUCGAGAAGUGCGUAGUCCUGGAAUUUCUUAUGGUGCUGGGUGCUGUGGAGGGAUCAGAGCUUCCUCGGUGUACUCGUAUUGAUAGGAUCCACCCUAUGUCGGUUCGAAGGUCAAGCCAAUGGAAUGCCUUCUAAUAGGAUGCCUUUGAGUGUUGAUGAAGUGGGAGCAUAAACUAAUAUAAUGGAGGAGUUGAGCACCAGGAGGACCACGAUUCUUGUACUGCAUAACCGUCAAAAUCUACUCUCCAGGCGAUCAUUCUGGUUUCUGUCACAGUCUCUGUCUUGUAAAGAUUGCCUGUGGUCAUUUCUUCGCUACUAUCCCAUCAUCCUAUUGAGAUCGGAUUCGGUCUACAACAACAAGACGGAGACUUAUUUGUCGUCGAUAGGGCGCGUGUUCAUCGGUACAAAGGAUGAAACAAUCGAUAAUAUGGCUUACACAUUCCUUCGUGCACCAAAUUAACAAACAGCGUAUGUCUAGCUCCUGCUACUUUGCUGAGUAAUAAUUUCCUUGCCCUAGCAUAUGAAGUAUUUUUAACAAGCACUCUCAUCCCCGUGAUCUUGAAUUACUUCAUUCAAGGAACCCAACUGCUUCCCCACCUUUAUCGAAAUAUUUUCCGUGUCUUUCGAUCGUUUGAUUUAUCGUAGUAGUAAUUUUCGGUCCGGGAAGUAGCUGCACUCAUAUCCUUUCACGGUCUUGCCAGGAUAUGUGAGAAGCUAAUGGGCCAACUCU